UGUUACUGUGCACAAUAGUUUAUAUGUAAAAUAAUUGUGCACAAUCGAUAGCUUGUCAAUAUUUCAAGCAAUCACAUGUACAUGUAUGUACGUAAUAUUAUACAAAACCAUGUGUGUAUAUAAGAAUUUCAAAAACUCAAAUCUAGCUUGCAUCUUAUGAAUAUUUCAUUAAGUAAUCAACAUUUCUCAAGACUGAAAUGAGUUUUCGUAAUAACCAUUCCCGUUAAAUACUCGCGACAUCACGUCUCGACGUGUCAUCUUUCACUCUGUUGAAAUUGCAUUUCUAAAGGAUAGCGCAGAAAAAUCUCGGCUUUCGUCGCUUGAUGCAUUAUGUUUCGUUUCCUUUUUAUUUGGCGCAGACUGCUGCAGCUGCAUACGCGAACACGUUUCAGUGGGAGAGGUAAAGAAACCAUCUUUAUAGCCGGCCACUUGUUGCUGUCGCGCGCACACACAUACACAAGUUAAAAAACCUGCCGGAGCGCUCACGUCAUUGGUCCAGCGUCAACAGCAUCUUAUAGGCAACUAAGGGGGGAGGUAAAACUCCGAGACCACCCCCACUCAAGUAUAAAAGAGAUUUUGGAGUAACCGUCGCUGCGCGGCGAGCGUUUGAAUGCUAACGUCAGAGGAGAUUAAAUGUCCAUGCUUUUCCGUUUCGUAAGAAAAUUUCUAAAGGAUGAGUGUUGUAGGAGAAGGUAAGUAUAAAUGGACUCCAGAAAGCACGCAAUUGCUUGUGUCAGUCUGGACAGACAAGCAGGUCCAGAAGCAACUGGAGUACGCCACCAAACCACAGCUUAUAUGGGAGAGUAUAGCAAAGUAUAUGAACAAGAAGGGUUACAAUGUCAAUGGAAAACAGUGUCGUUCACGCAUGAAACAGGUGCUAGUGUGCUAUCGAGAGGCUAAAAGAUCUGGCACUAAGGCAGGAGUAGAGCAAUACUAUGAGUCGAUUGAUAGAGUUUUGAAGUUUAAGAAGCAGGAGCAGAUUAAUAGUAACGGUAUUGAUACUGUUGAUUCUGUUGUAAAUAUAAAAUCACCACCAAAAGAUGUGAAAACUAACAAGAAUAUUCAAAUGCGUUAUAAGUAUCAGCAGCCCCCAGACUCCAUUUACCGUACAGAAGCAUUAACUCCUGUUUGGAAUGGAGGACGGGACAAUGAUUAUCCAGAAUCUCCAGAAUCCAAUGAAACAGUAUUAGCUCAACCAUAUAGAGUUUUUUCUCCUGUAAGAGAUGCUGCUACUAACACAACUCAACAGCAGCUUAGCAUUACUAACAAAAAAAUCUUGCAUCAUAAUGGACUUUAUGAAGAACCACCCAUCAAAGAAACUUACAGACAGAGCACAUACACCAACAAAUUCUAUGAUGUUCCAUUUCAGAAUACUGUGCAAAAUGUUCAAAAUCAGAUUAUUCAAGAGAACAUGCAGCAAAAUCAAACUCUGCUUCAGCAAAAUUUACUUCAAAAUCAAAUACUGGAGCAUAAUAGACUGCAAAUAAAUCCUAUUUUGAGACAAAAUCUUCAGAAUAUCAAUCAAGGCUUGUACAAUGAUCAAGGAGUCCUAUGUAAUCAAGCACCAUUAGGUUGCAAUCAUAACAUAAUUGCUGAAAACGUUUUACAAAAUUUACAAAGCAAAUGCCAGCUAAAUUCUGUGGGUAACAGAGCAAUGCCACAAGAGCCUAGGAAAAAUAGUUUCAGGCAGAAUUUACUAGCAAAUUAUCGCCAAUUUCAAGAACCAAUCUCACAGAAUUAUAAUGCCAAUAUGAAUCAUUUAGGCUUUGUAUCUCCAAGUAUUUCUCCAGACAUUCCACCAAAUCUCAAUUAUGGAUUUUGUCAGACCAAACUUGAUAAAGCAAAUGGUAUACAUGAUGCAUAUAGUCGUCCUUCAUCAAAUCCACUCAAUGAUGUAACAACAAUAACAAAUAAUGCUACUUUUAACGACGAUAGUCUUUCUAUUGAAUUUUUGCAAAAUUCUCCAACACCAGAUAGCGAACCAACGAAGCCGAAAGAUUUUGCAGUCAAUACAGAUGACAUACCCAAUGCUCCUUUCAGAAAAAAGAAGGCUGAAAAGCUCGAACGCUUGAUGAUGAGUGCUAUCAAUUCUCAAAAUGAAGUCGUAAACAAGAUACUAGCAGCACAAAAUGAAAUGGUAACUCGCGUGUUAGACAUAGAUCGGGACCGACAAAAUCGUCUUGAAAAUCGCCUUGACCAUCUUCUAGACGUAGUGCAAACUGCCGUGUUAAAUAAGAGCUCCGAAAGAGUUAAUGAUACUCCAUCGCCUCCGUCGGAGGCUGUGAUUACGAAUCUUCAACCACCGCCAAAACCAGGCAUCGUUCCGCCGAAAUUAGACUUAGUACCUCCAAAACCAUGCCGAGUACCUUGCACAUCAUCAAAUACCAAUAAACCGCCAGUCAAUCAGAAUCAGAAUCCAGUGAAAACGAGACCUGGUGUGGUGUCGCCCAUUAUUAACAGCCCGUCGAAAAAAGUCGGGGCCAUCUGGCAGAAAUUGGGACCAGUAUCCACAUCGCCAUUUGUGCGUGCUCAGCAACAGCUUGGAUUUAGACCAAUUAGUAUGAAUGAUGAAAUCCGUACGAAAUCAUCAGCUGAGCGUCGCAUCGCUAAGGAGUUUGAGAUUGGCAUGGAUACUAAAACUCUGAUUUUCGAAACGCAGAAUUUGCUUGAAGCUGAGCGUCUAAUUCAAGAGGAAACUGAGAAUGCUCGUAUCAAGUCGCAAAUGGGCCAAGAACUACAAGCACGUCGUCGUUUGUUCACUCAACGUGAACCAAGUGCCGCGCAAAUACUUACUGCCGCUUUCCUCGAUAAUGAGAUAGAGUGCACGGAGGCGGACGAGAACGCUAGACUCGAAUGGAUUAGACAGAAACAGAGGAUUAGCGAGAGGGAGUACUGUAACAGGCCUCUUGAGCAAUACAAAUAUGAUCAUAACGUCAAGCGCAAUGAAAAUGUAAUUACUGGACAAGAAGAUACAUACGAGCGAUUAAGAUACUUGGAUAUUCGUGAAAAACCUAUCGGCAAUCCUUGUAACUCGUCGACACCGUCGAAAGUGCCUGCGCCACCGCCACCACCACCUAAACCGGGUUACAUUAAUAAAGAACCAAGGCAGACAAUCCAACAACUCGCCCAGUUAGUUAUGAACAGUGAGCGCUGGAAGAAUGCUACUACGGAGAAUCAGCGCAAAGAUCUUAAUUUCCGAUUAGCAAACGGAAAUUUGCAAAAGUCAUCGACUGUUAACAAUGACAUUGUGAUUUUGUGCAAAGAAGAGCAAAAUAAGAAUCACAUGCAAUUCGAAAAUCAAAUGGACGGUAAAGCUAAGACUUUAAAUUGGCUACAAGAGCGUUAUUCUUACGAUGAGCAACCAAAUCGUAAUAACUACGAAGUUCACAAUCGAUUAGCUGCAAACAAUGGACCACAAAAACCUGCCCGCCAUACGGUUGGUUUCACUACCGGAUUUGUGGAGAAUGAGUCAAACAAUCAACAACGCAGACAAACUGUCGGUGAUUUAGAAAAACGCGUCGGUUUUGUUUAUGACAACUUCUUCGAUGGAAACAAAAAAAGCUAUUUCAAUAAUGAUGAGAAAGAUCCGUUUGAGGAAUUACAUCAGUUGUAUCUUCAGAAGCAGAUGAAAUUGGCUCACAAUCAAGAGAUGCCGUUCAUGGUGCACAACGGCCAAGUGGUUUUAGCGCAGAAUGAUAUGAUCGAGCGUUAUGUACAGGAUCUAAAUCCUCGUAAUAGAAGGAACAAAGACUCCGACUCAGAUAACGACGACGAAUUCCUUGAUACUACAGCCACUAUGCCUAGUUCGCGGAAAAAUUCAGUCACUUCAGGUGGUUCCAAGAAUGGAAAAUUCGAAACAGGAUGCGUUAUUAGUUAAGUUCUUUAAUCAAAAUUUAUUAUUCAUUGCAUAAUUUUCAGUUCAUGGACUUAUUUCUAUCUUAUUUUGUAUGAUUUUCAUUCUAAUUGACAAUUAUUCAUUUCCUCACACUUAUUCAUUGUUAUGAAUUUUUGGUGAAUUUUGCAUUUUUUCGCAGUCAAAAUUAACGUUAGCUGUGAAAAUUGUCAAGGUCAUUCCAAAAAAAAGACUUAUCUUACGUUGUAGGUUUUCAAUAUAUAGUUUAUUUUGACGCCGAAGAAAGGUGAUCGUGCUUUUAUAAGGGCUACUUUAUCUCAUUAUCUCGUUGAACAAAUAUAUCAUAUAUUUUAAUUGAUUUUUUAUGUUUCCGAGCUAUAAAUGAUAAAUUUAUCGGAUAACAUUAUAUUGCUUUUUGCCAUUGCAGUCUUCCAAGCCAGUUUAUGCUCAAUAAGUUUCAUGAAAAGUAUCGAUAAUGAUAAGCAUUUUAACUACCUAAGUUAACGAUCUCUAUGUUUAUUUCUAAUAUAGUAAGACGUACGGUUGGUAAAGUAUAAUCAAACCGUUUGAUAAAUAUGCCUUACCUCAUACGGCUGCGAUCGUACUCUUGAAACAUGUGCCAAUAGCAUUAAUUAGUGCUUCCAUUUGACUCGUUAUAUUUGUUUGUAAUAAUAAAUGAUUGAAUAAAUAAAUAAAAUAUGCCUUAUGAAUAAAUAGUUUAAAAUAACAUUCAAAUAA
Molecule: messenger RNA, 4591 nt
Organism: Phymastichus coffea
Lineage: Eukaryota; Metazoa; Arthropoda; Insecta; Hymenoptera; Eulophidae
Exons: 8
Coding region: 674-3877 (1067 amino acids)
Source: RefSeq, a predicted model, not a curated record